UGACACAAACCAUCUUUGCCUCUUUCCCUUAAUCCUAAUAAGCUAACCAAAGGGCUCUGAUUCUAACCCAUCUUCGUUUGUGUAACACAACAAUAUGGCCAGCAACGCCCUAGGCUCUUCACAGCAAUCCAAUAAGGGUGGCCUGAGCUUGUUUACCUUGUCUGAGCAAGAGAUCCUGAACCAAAUUUAUUCAACCCACCAUGUCCACGAUGAUGAAAAGUUUGAUGUUGAAUCUCUUUUCAUCAUCGUUGAGAGCAUCCUUAAGCGUUCUACUGUCGUCGUUGAUAAUGUAGUGCUGGGUACUCAUGCAACUGUUGAAGACUUGGAGGAGAAGACCCCCAAAGCAAGUUUUAGUCCACCCAUAUGUGCACUCAAGAAUAUUUCCUGUGAGAUGCAAUGCAAGGCCCCUGGUGAAGAAAUUGCUCACAAAACAGCUCUCACAAUACUUAACAAGCUAUCAAACUAUUCCUGGGAUACAAAGGCAGUGUUAACUCUUGCAGCUUUUGCUUUGGAUUAUGGGGAAUUCUGGCAAAUUGCCCAAGCUCCGGCGUCGGACCAACUAGCCAAAUCAGUGGGAACCUUGAGGCGGGUACCUAUCCUCUUGAAGCGUCCAACACUGCAGAAACAUAGGCAAUCACUUAUUGAGCUUAACAAUGUGAUCAAAUCCACACUGGAAGUGAUUGAAUGCAUCUUUGAGUUGGAGAAGCUAUCAAAUUAUGACACAAAGGAUGUACCAGCAUUAUCAACAGGCGUGGAGCACAUCCCAGUGGAUGUUUAUUGGGCAAUAGUAACUGUUGUAGCAAGCACAACUCAGUUUUGUUGCCUCAUUAACGAUGAGUACAAGAAACCGGAACUAUCCCCCUUUUCUCAGAAACUCAAUUACAUCGUCACCAAGCUUAAGAGGCAGAUAACAACUAUCAGACAACAAAUAGAAGUGACAGAGGCUUACUGGAAGCUGGUGAAGGUUUUCCGAACCCCUACAGAGAUUAUGGAAAUAUUUAAGCUACUAAUUUAUACCAAGGACAAUGUGCAGCCCCUUAUUGAUGGUUCUACUAAGAAACCGGUUAGCAUUGAAGUGCUGAAGCGGAAGAAUGUCUUAUUAUUCAUUUCAAGCCUAGACAUUUCUGAUGAUGACAUUUCAAUUCUUAGACCAAUUCAUGAUACAAUUAAGAAGGAAGAUCAAUAUAAGAUUAUAUGGAUCCCAAUUGUGGACGAAUGGACAGAGGAUUCAAAAAAGAAGUUUGAGAUCCUUCGUUCUAAGAUGCCAUGGUACGUGGUGCAGUACUAUUCACCAAUUGCAGGUAUUAGAUUCGUGAAGGAGAAGUGGAACUUCACGGGUAAGUCCUCUGUUGUGGUGCUGAACCCUCAAGGAAAGGUGGAAUGUGAGAAUGCAUUGCACAUGAUCAGGGUAUGGGGAAUAAAGGCCUUCCCUUUCACUUCCACGAGGGAGGAAAUUCUGACCACUUCAAGAGAAUGGAUUGGAUCCAUAGGAGCUAGAAUUCAUCCAAAUAUUGAGAACUGGAUCAAGGACCAAAAGUACAUCUUUUUCUAUGGAGGCAAGGACAAAGAAUGGAUCCAACAAUUCACUAAAAGAGCAACUGCUAUUGCCAAUGAUCCGGUGAUAAAAGAAGCAAAGAUUUCCAUAGAGUUGCACUGCAUUGGUAAGGGUAGCAAAGGAGAGGAUGAUCUUGGCAUCCUUGGGCGCUUCUGGACUGGCAUUGAGAGCUUGUUCAUUUCCAAGACUCAAAGGAAGACUGAUACAGACGCUGUGGCACUAGAGAUCCAAAAAUUGCUAUCAUACAAGAAUGAGAGUGGAUGGGUUGUGCUCAGCAAAGGGUCAACUGUGGCACUCAGUGGGCAUGGGACCACUAUGUUGAAGGUUUUGGAGGACUUUGACAAAUGGAAGGAGGUUGUGCGAGAAAAGAGCUUUGAAUCCACUUUCAAAGAGUACCAUAACAAGGUUCUUCACACUGCUCACAUUUGUUGCCGCAUUGACAUUCCAAAGGCCAGUGGUAAAAUACCAGAGAACAUGAAAUGCCCCGACUGUCCCCGAGUCAUGGAGACUUAUAUCAGCUUCAAGUGUUGCCACAUUGAUGGUGCCGCCAAUGGUCUUCACUGAGUGGCCACCCUACUUUGGAUUAGCUAGUAUUGCUACUAAAUUAAAUAACAUGGUUGCGUUGGUAACCAGAUGCUAGUAGCAAAAUAAGUUUGUGACAUGACGUUGAUGCCACUUUUUUGUUCUAUGUUUUGUUGGUUUUGUUGUUCCUUUGUUUUGGUUUAUAAGAGGAAAUGUGUGUGUAACGGUAUGGAUGUUGCAUUACUAUGUGGCAUUCUGUGGUUUUUAAAUUUUAUUAUCACAUCUUUUAAUUCCUUAUAAA
Quercus robur (English oak) is the source of this 2378-nucleotide messenger RNA. Its product is annotated as protein SIEVE ELEMENT OCCLUSION B-like. The record is from RefSeq and is a predicted model, not a curated record. Gene Ontology annotation, biological process: phloem development. The transcript has 7 exons. Lineage: Eukaryota; Viridiplantae; Streptophyta; Magnoliopsida; Fagales; Fagaceae. Bases 95 to 2119 code for a protein of 674 amino acids.